CAACACUCUCAAAAGUACAUAGCAUCAUCGAUAUCAAAAACCAUCAAGCAAGAAGGAAAGCGAAUGAGAUUGGUUUUACAAAAAGUUAAUCGUUUGGUCAGACCCAGUUCCAAGCUCAAUCAUCUUACUACACACAGCAAUCCAUUGACCAAUUUGGUGAAAUCGUUCAGUACAAAACCUAGUUUAAGAAUGCGAGUGGUACCAGUACCAGUUCGAAGUGAUAAUUAUGCAUACCUUUUGAUAGAUGACAAAACCAAUACCGCAGCAGUUGUAGAUCCUUAUGAUCCUGAAAAAGUCAUGAAGAUGGCAUCUCAAGAAAAGGUCGAAUUGUCGGGAACGAUUCUGACAACUCAUCAUCAUGAAGAUCAUUCAGGUGGAAAUGCAGAGUUCCAAAAAAGGAUGGGCGAUCAUUGUAAAGUAUAUGGUGGUAGUAAUCAAAUUCCAAAAUUAACCAAUAAAGUAGGAGAUAAAGAUCAAUUCAAGAUUGGUGAAGAUAUUCAAGUGACUUGUUUGGCUACACCUUGUCAUACUCAAGAUAGUAUCUGUUUUUAUAUUGAAGAUGUGAAGAAAAACCAACGUGGAGUCUUUACUGGUGACACUCUCUUUGUUUCAGGUUGUGGAAGGUUCUUUGAAGGUACUCCUGAAGAAAUGGAUCAUGCUUUAAAUAAACAACUUGGAUCCUUACCAUCGGAUACAAUCACAUAUGUAGGACAUGAAUAUACCAAAUCUAAUGUUGCUUUCUCAGCAUCGAUUGAACCGAAGAAUCAAGCUAUUCUAAAGCUUAAAGAAUUUUGUCAAUCCAAUUCAGUUACUACAGGCAAAUUUACCAUUGGGGAUGAAAAGAACUUCAAUGUUUUCAUGAGACUCAAUGAACCUGAAGUGAUUAAAUCUACUGAUAUGAAAUCAGAAAUUGAUGUGAUGAAAAAACUAAGAGAGAUGAAAAAUUCUUUCAAAGGUUAAAAUAUAAUUCCAUAGACUUUUUUCUUCUUUAUUCCAGAUGUACGAUCCUACAUUAUUUAACAUCCUUCCUUGAAUCAUUCAUCCACCUAAAAAUAAGACUUGAAAGAAUUUUGAUCAUCAACAGAGAAGAAUUUGACUUACUAACUAAGAUUUGUAUCUGUGGGUUAUGUAAACCGUACUCUCUUCUGUUUGUUUGCUUUUCACCAUGUUCGUGUUGUACUCAGUGUUGUGCUAAUCAAGUCAGAUCCGAAUGAUACUGAGCUUCGGCUUUCU
Melampsora larici-populina 98AG31 is the source of this 1233-nucleotide messenger RNA. RefSeq lists its product as uncharacterized. Gene Ontology annotation, molecular function: hydroxyacylglutathione hydrolase activity. The coding region runs from base 64 to 960 and encodes 298 amino acids. The transcript is spliced from 8 exons. NCBI's taxonomy places the organism in Eukaryota, Fungi, Basidiomycota, Pucciniomycetes, Pucciniales, Melampsoraceae. The record is from RefSeq and is a predicted model, not a curated record.